This is a messenger RNA of Rhododendron vialii, 1609 nucleotides long. Its product is annotated as phosphoenolpyruvate/phosphate translocator 1, chloroplastic-like. The record is from RefSeq and is a predicted model, not a curated record. Gene Ontology annotation, cellular component: Golgi apparatus; membrane. The transcript has 9 exons. Gene Ontology annotation, biological process: transmembrane transport. Gene Ontology annotation, molecular function: antiporter activity. Lineage: Eukaryota; Viridiplantae; Streptophyta; Magnoliopsida; Ericales; Ericaceae. The coding region runs from base 118 to 1338 and encodes 406 amino acids.
CCUCUGGUCCACACUGUAUACUCUCCCCACCCCCGCCCACCUAGCUCUCCAGCGGAGUCCCCAACGCUCCCCUCUCUCUCUCUCUCUUCUCUCUCUCUCUCUCUCUGGAUCUCAACCAUGCAGGGCGCAGCAUUCUCCUUCUCCCCCUCCCUCUCUCUCCGCAAAGCUCGAAUCGCCUCCGCCCCCACCGCCUCCACACCUAGAUUCAGCCCCUUACCAACCCCCUCCCCUUCCCGAUCCCUCCAUUUCGCACCCAACUCUUCCCUCCGCCGAUCGCCGUCGGUUUGUUAUUCUUCGCCGAGGUUCAAUGGCUGGAUUUCGACCCCGCCGGUCGUGCCCGCCGAGCGCGAAUCUGGUGCGGUCGAGGUUAGGGCGGCGGAGAGCACCGCCGGGGAGACUGAGAAGACGAGUAGUUUGAUGAGCACGUUGCAGCUGGGGUCUCUGUUCGGGCUUUGGUACCUGUUCAAUAUAUACUUCAACAUCUACAACAAGCAGGUUUUGAAAGUAUUCCCAUUUCCAGUAACCGUCACCACAGUUCAGUUUGCCGUUGGGACUGUACUUGUUCUUUUUAUGUGGACCUCCAAUCUCUACCGACGACCAAAAAUCAGUGGUGCACAGCUUCUAGCAAUCCUGCCAUUGGCAAUGGUGCACACCUUAGGCAACCUUUUCACGAAUAUGAGCCUGGGAAAAGUUGCCGUUUCUUUCACGCACACAAUCAAAGCCAUGGAGCCAUUUUUCUCAGUUGUCCUCUCAGCUAUGUUUCUAGGGGAGAUACCCACUCCCUGGGUGGUUGCUUCUCUGAUACCAAUUGUUGGUGGAGUGGGACUGGCGUCAAUGACCGAGGCUUCUUUCAAUUGGGCUGGGUUUUGGAGUGCAAUGGCUUCUAAUUUGACCAACCAAUCACGUAACGUCCUUAGCAAAAAGUUUAUGGUUAAGAAAGAGGAAUCUUUGGACAACAUCACUCUCUUCUCAAUUAUAACGAUUAUGUCCUUAUUCUUGCUGGCUCCUGUUACUUUCUUCAUGGAAGGAGUCAAGAUCACACCUUUAUACCUGCAAGCAGCUGGACUGGAUGUCAGACAGGUUUACACCAGGUCUCUCCUUGCUGCACUCUGCUUCCAUGCAUAUCAGCAGGUUUCAUAUAUGAUAUUGCAGAGGGUAUCCCCAGUUACCCACUCUGUUGGAAAUUGCGUUAAGCGGGUGGUGGUUAUUGUCACCUCUGUUCUCUUCUUCCGGACGCCUGUUUCAUCUAUCAACUCUCUCGGCACUGGUGUGGCCCUGGCUGGAGUAUUCCUGUAUUCAAGGGUGAAGCGCAUUAAGCCAAAGCCAAAGUCAGCUUGAAGUCCUCAUUUUUGAGAAAUUUUGCUGGUAACUUGGGGGGUUAGAUUGGAGAUUCCAGAACUCGGUUGUACGUGCUUAGGUUGUUUCCCCUUCUUUUUUGUCUUUCGAACAGUUUCAUUCUUUAACUAGGUCCCCAUAAUUUUACCAGCUGCGGGUAAAAUCUUUUCUGUUGUGUUCUGCUUUGGUAGAAGUUGUUUUGGAUGUAGAAUUUACUCUACCCCUAUUUGGGAGAAUCUUUUUUCAGGAAAGGGAAACUUUAAGCAGAUAAAAA